Molecule: messenger RNA, 4854 nt
Organism: Cladocopium goreaui
Lineage: Eukaryota; Dinophyceae; Suessiales; Symbiodiniaceae
Source: the annotation of a GenBank genome assembly
AUGUCUGUUCUGUCUUGCGUCCGCGGCUGGCAAGCCAUCGGGUGUCUUUUACUAACCGCGGUAUUUGCCAGUGCGGCUGCUCGGGCCGUGGCCGACAACUGGCCGACCUACAACCACGAUGCGUCUCGCACGGCGGUUAGCGAAGAGCAACUUUCCCCCUCGCUGGUUGAAGGGUGGGCAUUCCGUUCGCACUAUCCUCCCCGCCCGGCCUGGGACGAGCCGGCCACGUGGGACGGAUACAACAAGGUGUUCCGGCUGAAGAAUCGCCAAACCUUCGACAAGGCGUUUCAUGUGGCCGCGGUCGACGACGCGGUGUUCUUCGCCUCUUCGUCCGACGACAAGGUGUACUGUCUGAAUGCGGCCGACGGUUCGCUGAAGUGGCAGUUCUACACCGAAGGCCCGGUGCGUUUGGCUCCCACGGUGGAUGACGGCCGCGUGUAUGUCGGUAGCGACGACGGAUAUGUGUAUUGUCUCGAUGCUGACACCGGCAACCUGGUUUGGAAGCAACUGCUGGGGCCGCGCGAUCGCCGUGUUCCGGGCAACGGGCGGAUGUCCUCGCUGUGGGCCGUGCGCACCGGCGUGGUGGUGUUCGACGGCGUGGCGUAUUGCUGCGGUGGGGUGUUUCCUUCCGAACGGGUGUAUGUGUGUGCCCUGGAUGCGGCCAACGGUGAGUUCCUGUGGAAGACACCCUUGGACGAUUACCCGGCGCAAGGGUAUUUGCUGGCCUCGCCUUCUCGGGUGUAUGUGACGACGGGGCGUGAUCGCCCCUUGGUGUUCGACCGAGCGACCGGCGAGCGUUUGUUUCAGGUUUCCGGUGGUGUUGGUGGAACGUAUGCCCUGAUCUCCGGCGAUACGUUUCUCUAUGGCCCCAGCAAGACGGGGCAGAUGUCGGCUUUCACCGAGGGUGAGCGGGACAACAUUGCCAGCUUCGACGGCAACCACAUGAUCAUUACGCCGCAGAUGUCUUACUUGCAUACCGACACCGAACUGACGGCGUUGGACCGAAGGCGUUAUAUCGAACUCAGCAAGCGUGAGGCCGAACUCGAUGCACAAAAGAAAGAGUUGGCCAAGGAGUUGAAGGAGGCCACCGGCGCCGAGGCGAAACGGCUAAGCGAGGCGUUGAAGCAGAAUCGUGCAGACGACAAGGCGUGCCGUCGCGAGAAGGACGAAUGCUUUCCGUGGAGUGUGGACUGCGAUUGCCCGUUAUCGCUGGUGCUGGCCGGCAAGACGCUCUACGCCGGAGGGUCGGACAAGGUUACGGCCUACGACACCGAAAACGGGGAAGCGAUUUGGCAGGGUGAAGUUACUGGGAAUGCGUACGGGCUGGCCGUUGCUGGGGGGCGGCUUUAUGUAAGCACCGACCUGGGCACGAUUCAUUGCUUUGUAGCGGAUGACAGCGCCGGCAAAGCGGGGAAAGAGAUUCCUGAUCCGACGUUUGUCUCGCUGGGGAGUUUCAAGAACCCUUCGGCCGUGCCCGUGCCGGGGAUUGUGGGACCAUUUAUUGAGGCGAGCCCCGGCAAUCGUCUGCGGGUUAGUUGGCGAACCGAUGAAGCGAUAACCUCGGUUGUGGAGUUUGGCGAGGACGAUGAUGAGCUUACGCGGGUGAGCGACGAGGCGCCGACGCGGGAGCAUGCCCUUGAGAUCCCGCGCCCGCAGGUGCCGGAGAACUAUCACCUUCGCGUGGGUGGCGAGAAAGAUGGUGGCGAGAACUUCACUCCGCUGAUGCUGAUCGACGGCGUGUUGAACUACACGCGGAGUGACGAUCCCGAGUUGGCUUCGCCUUAUGCCGACGAUGAACAGACGGCCCGGGCUCGGGCGCUGGCUCAAGCGGUGGUGGCCGAACUGGAUAGCCCCUUAGGUUUUGCGGUGGUGCUUGGUGGCACCGAUGGCCGGCUGGCGUAUGAGCUGGCCCGCAAUAGCGAACUGGAUGUGAUUCUGGUCGAGCCCGAUGCCGCACGGGUGGCUGAGCUUCGGAAGAACCUCGAUCAAACCGGGUUGUAUGGAACCCGGGUUUCGGUUCAUCAGGGCUCUUUGGAUGAACUGCCGUAUGGUCCUUACUUUGCGAAUGUUGUUUUGAGCGAAGGGUUGCUGAUGGAUGGUCAGCCGGGCGGGGGCCUGGAUGAGGUGGCCCGGGUGUUGCGACCUUCGGGCGGACUGUUUGUGUAUGGUUCGACCGACGAAGGGCUAUCUGGCUGGCUUGAGUCUGCUGGCGAGGAGUUCUCGGCAGGGACCUUAGUGGCUGACGCCGAAACGUGGCACAUGGUGCGGCGGGGGCGACUGCCGGGGGCGGGCGAGUGGACGCAUCAGUAUGCGUUGCCCGACAACGCUUCUUGCAGCCAAGACGAUUUGGUACGCGGCCCGCUAUCGGUGAUGUGGUGGGGACGGCCGGGUUCGCGAGCGAUGCCUGACCGGGGACCGCGGAAUCCUGCCCCGGUUACGGCGGCGGGGCGGCUGUUCGUGCAGGGUAAUCACACGUUGUUUGGGAUCGAUGCGUAUAACGGUACGAUUCGCUGGUUCCAGCAGAUCCCCACGAUGCGGAGGGCGAAUAUUCCCCGCGAUGGCUCGAACAUGGUGGCCACCGACGACUAUUUAUAUGUGGUGAUCGGCGAUCACUGCGUGGGGUUUGAUGGGGCCACUGGCGAGCGGGAGCUGUUCUUCGCGGUUGAUAAGUCUGGGGCUCCCCAGCAGGAGUGGGGUUACCUGGCCUGUGUUGGCGAGCGGUUGGUGGGCACGGCCACCAAACCGGGUGCGGCUUACCUGGGUGAUCGGGGUGAGUGGUACGAGGACUUCCGCGAUACGCAAAUCGCCCGGGUUACGAGCCACCGGUUGUUUGUUCGCGAUCGUCAUAGCGGGGAGCCGGUGUGGGAAUACACGCGGGGGGCGAUCAUCAACUCCACGAUCACGAUUGCCGACGAUGUGAUUUACUUUGUGGAAAGCCGUGCCCCGAAGGCGCAUGAGGCCGAGUCGGGGCGGCUGUUUGAAGACGUAUUGGAAGAUCAGUACCUGGUCGCGCUCGAUCUGGCGACCGGCGAACAGGUGUGGGAGAAGCCGUACGACUUCUCGCGGUGUCAGUUCAUGACCUACAUGUGCUCGGCGGCCGACACACUGGUGGUGGCGGGAACCGACGAGCAGAAGCAGUUCCAUAUCUAUGCGUUCGAUACGGAGACCGGUGAGGAGCUGUGGCAGCAUCACGCCCCCACGAAGAAGACGCAUCACAGCGGGCACUUGUCUCACCCGGCGAUUGUGGGACUGCAGUUGUUCAUCAACAAACACACGUACGACCUGCGGACCGGCGACGUGUUGGACGUGACCGACUUCAACUGGCACGGUUGCGGCGUCACGUCCGCUUCGCUGCAUACGAUGUUCCGCCGUUACGAGUUCCACGGGAUGCAGGACCUGGAGACGGGCGAACGGACCGAGAUGCAGGGAGUGCGGACCGGUUGCUGGUUGAGCAUGAUCCCGGCUGGCGGGGUGUUGCUUGCUCCGGAGACCAGUGCCGGGUGUUCGUGCGGUCAUGCGUUGCAAGCCUCGGUGGCGUAUGUGCCGACGCGGAGUGAAACGAAGAAAGACGCGGUUUGCCGAAGCGUUUGGGCCUUAGCGGUGGGGCCUCUUGCGGCUUUGCCGCACCGGUUCAAGAACCGGUGCCACCCAAUAUCAGACUUUGCCACCUACAGUAAAUGGACGUUUGAAAGAGCUAUGAGUGCGAAGAAGAAAACGGCAGCGAAGGUGACGAUUUAUCACAACCCUCGCUGCACGAAGAGUCGGCAGACGUUGGCGUUGUUGAAGGAGCAUGGGGUUGAGCCGACGGUGGUGGAGUAUCUGAAGAUUCCGCCGGAUGCGGCGACGUUGAAGCGGCUGCUGAAGAAGCUGGGGCUCGCGCCGCAGGAGUUGAUUCGGCGGAAGGAGUAUCGAGCGCUGGGACUGGAUGAUACGGACGAUGCCGAGACGCUGAUCGCCCGCAUGGCGGAGCACCCGGAGAUUAUCGAGCGCGGUGUUGGAGAUUUUGGAUUGAGUUGGCGUCGCCGCUGGAUUGUGAAGCUGUUGGUGCUGGUUGCCGCGGGGUUGCCGGCUGCGGCGAGUUGGGCCGACGAGGGGCUACGCGCCAAGGUGUUGGGGCGGUUCCCGGCGUCCGAGGCGCAUCAGGGGGUGGCGGUCGACGCCCAGCAUGUCUACGCCAUUGGGAGUCGCUCGAUCGGCAAGUACGACAAGCAGUCGGGCCGGAAACUUGCGGCGUGGGAGUCGGACGACGAGCAACCGCUGGAACAUCUCAACUCGGGCUUCGUGCUCGAGGGGAAGUUGUACUGUGCCCAUUCGAAUUACCCUCAUCAGCCGGCAACCAGUUCGGUUGAGAUUUGGGACACCGCCACGCUCGAGCACGUGGGCAACCACAGCUUCGGCAUCUACGAAGGGUCCUGCACCUGGGCCGUGUUCCGUGAAGGGGCAUGGUGGGUGGCGUUCGCCCAUUACAACGACAAGUCGAACCCCGCGGAUACGAACAACCGCAAGACCUCGCUGGUGAAGUUCGACCGCAAGUGGCGCCGCCUGGCCGGCUGGGUUUUCCCCGAUGAACUGAUGGCCCGGCUAAGUCCGUACAGUACCUCCGGCGGCGUUUGGUCGCCCAAGGGGCAGCUCUACAUCACCGGCCACGACGCCCCCACGCUGUUCGUGCUGCAAGUGCCGCAGGCGGGCUCGACGCUGGUACCGGUUGCCGAGAUUCACGGUUCCACGCCGGGGCAAGGUAUUGCGUGGGAUUAUGACGAGGGCCACGUGGUGUACGGCAUUAACCGCAAGCAGCAUGCGGUGGUGAAGAUGCGGGUGCCGGAGCUUUCUGAACAAGGCGCCGGCGCAAGGUAG